Molecule: messenger RNA, 1542 nt
Organism: Ostertagia ostertagi
Lineage: Eukaryota; Metazoa; Nematoda; Chromadorea; Rhabditida; Trichostrongylidae
Source: the annotation of a GenBank genome assembly
AUGACUGACGCCGAGAAACUUGCUGAGAUUCGUGAAAAGAAGGCUAAAAAUGUGAUGAGGGAAACUAGAAUCCAGAAACUCUGCCUUAACAUUUGUGUGGGGGAAUCUGGUGAUCGGCUUACUCGUGCUGCCAAGGUGUUGGAGCAGCUGACUGGACAGACUCCUGUGUUUUCAAAGGCUCGGUACACUGUUCGUUCUUUUGGUAUCAGAAGAAACGAAAAGAUUGCCGUGCACUGCACCGUUCGUGGGCCGAAAGCCGAAGAAAUACUAGAAAAAGGGUUGAAAGUCAAGGAAUUCGAGCUCUACAGAGAGAAUUUCUCCGAUUCGGGAAAUUUCGGAUUUGGCAUCCAGGAGCACAUCGACCUUGGCAUCAAGUAUGAUCCAGCCAUUGGAAUUUAUGGCAUGGAUUUCUACGUAGUGCUCGAUCGUGCUGGGCGUCGUGUGGCCAAGAGAAGACGUGCUCCCGGCCGUGUUGGACCUUCUCAUCGUGUAAGUCGCGAGGAAGCCGUCAAGUGGUUCCAGCAGAAGUACGACGGCAUCAUCCUCCCACCUCGGCCUAGGGUCAAGCGUACUGUCCACCAACGUAGCAAUGCAUGGCGUGCCUGCCUUGGGAAAAUAUCUCGCUCUCAACACUUGCGACACUACCCGGUGACACUCAUCAGACCGGACGGGUCAACUAUAGAAAUUCGCUACCUGGAACCACGUGGAGUGGUGCAACUUCCAGUAGAUUUGAAUGCGUUGACUGAAGAAGAAAAACGGCACAGACUAGCUGCAAGGAAGCCUAAAACCAAAAAGAUUGUUCAGUUGUCGUUCCAUAUUGAAGAGGAGAACUUGGAGUCGAUAGAUGACAAUUUCGAUCCAAAUGAGUACAUGAGAUUUUGGAAUCCUCCUUCCGAAUCAAAAAGCACGUCGAAGAGCAAGGAUAAGAAAACAUACUAUAUGGCUCCUGAGUAUACAGUUUUAUUGCCAACGUAUAAUGAGAGGGAGAAUCUCCCAAUUUGUGUGUGGCUGCUAGAGAAAUAUUUAAGGGAUGUGAAUUAUGAGGUUAUCAUCAUUGACGACGCAAGUCCUGAUGGCACCCAAGAGGUGGCAGAACGACUUCGCUCCGAGUAUGGCAGUGAAAAGAUCGUGCUCAAGCCCAGGGAAGGCAAACUUGGUCUAGGCACAGCCUAUAUUCAUGGUCUCAAAUACGCGAGAGGAAACUUCAUUGUUCUCAUGGAUGCUGAUUUAUCUCAUCACCCUAAAUUUAUACCUGAGAUGAUUGAACUUCAAAAAAGGGAGAAUCUUGAUAUUGUAACAGGGACGCGGUAUGCUCUGUCUGGAGGAGUUUAUGGUUGGGAUGUCAAAAGAAAGACAAUAAGUAAAGGAGCUAACUUCCUAGCACAAAUGGAAAUGAUGUUCCGGGCUAGCAAGAAGGGCUACAAAAUAGGUGAGGUUCCGAUCUCAUUUGUGGAUCGUUGUUUCGGUGAAUCCAAGCUAGGAAGCCAGGAGAUUAUCGGCUACGUAAAAGGUCUUUUGUAUCUGUUUUUCUUUGUCAAUUAA